GGACUUGCCUGGGCUUUCGGGGCGGGAGAAGGGUGGGAUCAGGGAAGCGCCCCUCAUGUGUGUGUGGGGGGGGGAGCCAAAAGUUCCAAAUAGGCACGCGUGGCUCGGCGUUUGUUCGGCUCCUUUGCGCGCUUCAGGCUCCCGCAUCCUGAAAGGCCGACCCCCGCCUCACACUCCCACCCACCUGCACCUACCUUUUUUCAUACACCAUGUGCUUUUUUCUGGGGGUGGGGGGGUGGGGUGGUUCUCCCUGCCCGUCUCUCCUGCUCUGGGUGCACCUUCCCUUCAGCCCCUCUUUCCCACCCCAAUUUCUGAAUCUUAACCAUGACUCGGGGCUGCCAGGUAUAGUCUCCCCUUCCCUUGAAUACACAACCACCUUGUGCAGUUGAGAGUUUCCUCUUCUCUCUGGGAGCGCCUUCACUCCCGUGUAUCACACACAUACACGUCUACGCGGUACUUUCUCUUCAGGAGGAAAUUGCCAUUUCCUCUCACUGUCUUCUCCCUUGCAAGGUAUUUCCAGAGGAGUUUUGUUGCGGAGAUAGAGAAAAGGCUAGUCUUGCGGGCACCUUUGAAGACAAACUUACUGUGGGGAGAGUCUAACAGAAGAUGAUGCUUCUCUGUGUUGCGCCCAAAUCCUAAAUUCGUUGACUUGCUGUGUUCCGCAGGGCUUACUCCUGGGUAGGUGCCACAGGAUUGUAGCCUUAUAGCACAAUCCUGACCAUGUAUAUUCAGAAAUGAGUCCUGUUGAAUUCAGUAGGGUCAUGGCUGCAGUUUUAGUCUUUGUUGAUGUGUAGACUGUAUAGGACAUCAGAUCCACACACCCUGUUUCCACCACCUGUAUCCCUUUACUAGUCCCCUAUCCUCCAUUCUCUUUGACUCAUUCCUUCUCAUACCCCAGCCCAGUGGCAUCCUGUAUGAAGAACCUUUUUAGCUUCCUCUUUGCACCCUGUUUCAUAUUUCCAUUGUCUAUCGUGUGAGGGCCUCCUUGUUUUCCUGUUCACUGGAUCCUCUCAACCUGUGGGUUCUCUCCCUCCUCCCAUCCUGUUUUUGUGCCUCCAUUCUUCCUGGAUCCCCAUUCCUCUGCCCCUUCCGCAUUCCCUCUUAGCGCUUCCUUUUGGGAAGAGCUGCUUGGGAUGAAUGAAAGAGACCCAGACCCUGCGACUCCCUCUAUUCCCUUUCUACUUUGUGAUGUUUACCUGUCCCUCCCCCCUGGUCCCUGCACGAUGAGGUUGGAAGAAACACUAGAAAUUAGGGUUUAGGCGGUUUACUAGCAAAGCUGUUUGUAGCCACCACCCCUUCCUUACUGUUUGGAGUGUGUGUGCAUCAUGCGCCUACGCAAGCAACUCAAGCGGUUUCAAUCAGGCUAGCAGGGGAGAAGUGUCGUUUGCCGCCUUCUUGCAUUUGGUGUUGUGGUACUAGUCUGGUGCUCACUGUUGUGAUGGGAAUUUGUCACUUGUGAACAUAUGAGGCCAGUGUAUUGAGCUUUAGAAAGGGGACACCAUCCUCAUGAUACACUGACCUAAGGCAGAUUUGUUUUGUCAAUGAAUGUGUUUGUACAUAAUUAAAAAGCCACACAGCUUCCUGGUUUAAAAUUAUAUCCCUGAGUAAUCAUGAGACUUGAAAAACAAAUUGCAUAAUUUCAGCAGUUAUUCUUUGUGGACAUCGUUACAAAGCUCAAGAAUGAGUAGAGCUGCUGUAGGAGGGGUAAAUCUCUUUAAUGCUGUUUCAUAAGCAUGUUUUAUAUUUUACAAAGUAUGCUUUGUAAGAAUAUUUGUUUGAAACAGACUUAUUAUAGCUCCCAAGUAGAACAGUUAUAUCCAGAAAUCUGCCUAGUGAAAUACCGCUGUUUUUGUGAAGAGCAGAGGAGGCUAAUAAUGUGAAUAUUGCCUUGUUUAACUUACUGUAUUUCUUGGCACUUCAGUGCAUGUAUUUGUAGGUCAUGAAAAAGCCCUUUUUUAAAUUGACAAAGACCUUGAAGAGUGACUUAAUACUAAAGAUGGUAGUGUACACACACAAAUAUUUGAGUGACUUUGGUAAUAUUGUGGUAAUAUCUAACGUAAGAACACUGGUGUGUGAAAUAAUCAAAGACAAUGUAAACUAAGUAUAAACAAUGGUAGUGUCUUAAAUAAUGCUAAUUAGGUUAAUAAACUUCAACAGACAACCUUUGGAAAACUGCUGAAUGUGUAUGCUUUGCCAGGUAAGAAAUAUACUUGUGUGCAUUUUUGUUUCUGUGCAAUGUGUUCCUUUUCUUUUGUCUCAAGCAGCUGUUCCCCAUUGGAAACUGACUUUGUCCGAGCUGGGCUAAAGUCCUGUUCCUGCUUGGUUUACCUGUUUGUACUUUCUUUAAUUAAGGAAGAAUCUGGUCCAUAUUCUAUGAAGAAAUGCAAGUGCAUAGCACUGUAUGUGCAGGAGGGAGGAAAGUAGGGGAGGAAAUAAGCAUUGGACUGGAUCAUCUCUGUGCAAUGCAAUCAUACUCAUCUUUACUUGGAAGGAAGUCACACUGUGUUCAGUGACAUUUACUCGCAGCUAAGUGUGUGUAGCUUUGCAGCCAUAUAGCACAAUUCUACGGUAUGCUUGUUUACUCAGAAGUAAUAUCCACUUUGUUUGUUAGAACUUACCGUACUUGCAGGCACUGGCAAGUGUGCACAGGAUUGCAGCCUGUAUUUAUUUGUAAAACAGAAUGGCUUGCACUUUGCAUCUGAGCAUGCAUACAAUGAAAGAUGAGCUUUAACAGGCUACUUUUGUGAUUAACACUAAGUGUUUGCUUUUGUUUUGCAAGCAGAUGUUUGUUUCUGUGAACAGAUGUGAUUUUAAAAUGCUCAUUAUUGGUAGUCAGUUCCAUUUUUGCAGUAGAAAGACAUAACAUUAGUUUUGUCUUGGGUGUGGCCUUUUGCAUUAGAAAACAUUGUAGUAUUUCUGGGAGGAACAAUUUUUUAUCAGCAAAUGUGUGACUUGCCUAGAUAAUGAGUGUGUUAGGGACAGGGGGCUCUCACAAGGGAGAGCUAACAGUGGCGAGGGCUGUUAAUCCUUCAGUUGCCUGCUGAUUGUCUUCUGCAGAUGCACCCCAAAGCUGCCGACCCUUACUACUUGUUUCAGUCAGAGCCUGGCUGGGAGUAGGGGAAUUAAAAACUGCCAGGUAGCUUGAAUUUUAAAAGAAGAAUCAGUAGGCAAGGUACGGUAAUUGUUAACUGCACUACUUUAAGCCUUACAAUGGAAACAUGAGAUUAGUACCCCUGGGCUUCCCUCAUCAUGUCUAGUUUCACUGGAAUGAAGUUCUGAUAUGUGUGAGUUAGUAAUUCUUGUGGACUUAUUUGCAGGUACAUAUAAUAAUAAUAAUAUAAUCAUCAUCAUCAUCAACUUUUAUUUAUAUCCUGCCUUCUCUGGCCAAAGUCGGGCUCAGGGCAGCUAACAUCAAAUAUAUAACAUUAGUAUAAAAUCAAACAAUAAUUAAAUUACCUCCUAAAAACAGGUCGAUUUGCCUUAUACUGAAUCCAACCUUAUGUUAGCCUGGUUCUCUCAUAAGACUUAAACGCUGCGCACAGCUCUCGCUUUGCUCCAUAAGAUGCACAGAGAUUUUCCCUUGCUUUUUAAGAGGGGAAAAAUGUGUCUUGUGGAGUGAAAAAUACGGUAUUUCCCACAAGCUGAAGUUCUCAUGCCAUUAUCAAGAUCAGCCCUCAUAGAACCCAUCACAGUAGCCUUUUGUAAUACUUAUAAAGGUACACAUAAUGGUUUCAAGGUUGUAACUGGAAAUAAAAGCCUAUUGUUGCCUUAAAUCUCAUUUGGCCACUGUAUGUACAUAUGUUUCAAUGGACCUAGGAGCCUCCCAUGCCUGUACGUGUGAGCAGUGUCAUGGUUAUCAGCCGAUGGUAGUAGAUACUCCCCCUCUUCCACUAAACCCAACCAGUACACUUAAUUAAAAGUUGACAUGGUGUUCAAAUGAUGUAUUGCCCCAGCAGCUAUCAAUUAAUUUGGGGUGGGAAGAAAAAAUGGCAACAUACCCCUUGAGUCCCAGAUGCACAAGUGAAACUCGGAAAAUUAGAAUAUCGUUGAGAAGUGCAUUUAUUUCAGUAACGCAACUUAAAAGGUGAAAUCAAUAUAUGAGAUAGAUGCAUGACAUGCAAAGCAAAAUAUGUCAAGCCUUUCUUUGUUGUUAUUGUAAUUAUUUGUCAUUAGGUGGGUCAAUUAUAAAUGGAAUGUAAUUAAUGAAAUGUAAUAGAGAUGUUUAUUUUGGUUUAAUUUUGUAUUAUUGUAACUAUUUGUUUUAUUACUGUGGAAUUUCCGAAAGAAAGCAUUUGUAAAAAUUAAAAGAAAAAUAAAAAAUAAUAAGUUGCAUUACUGAAAUAAAUGCACUUUUCGAUGAUAUUCUAAUUUUCCGAGUUUCACCUGUAUUUAUUCACUAAACUGCAAAGAAGAAGGAACAAUAUGAUGGAACAGCUGUUGGUUAACUCUAGAGGAGAAAGGUCACAUCAGUAAGUUGAUGGGUAAGAACAGUUGUGGGUUCUACCUCAUGCUAAGUCUCCUCUAAUGCUGGACAUCAGUUUGGAUUGCAUGGAGCAGGAAUAGCAAAAUACUUUUUUUACUCUUGCCGUUAGCUGAUAACAAUAUAUUCUCUCUUAUGAGUUUGUAAAUACUCUAGUCCAGGCAUCCCCAAACUUCGGCCCUCCCCUCCAGAUGUUUUGGACUACAAUUCCCAUCAACCCUGACCACUGGUCCUGAUAGCUAGGGAUCAUGGGAGUUGUAGGCCAAAACAUCUGGAGGGCCGCAGUUUGGGGAUGCCUGCUCUAGUCCAAUGCAAGAAGCAUUUUCUUCACUAUGCAUUCCAUGAAGAGUGAUUCCCUUGUCAAAAUUCCCAUAUUACUUUCAUUCUGGUAUGUCAACACCCUGAAAUAUUCAAUUGUAUUGGAUGCAUCAGCAUAUGAUCCAGGGCAAAUUUAUGAAUGUAGCUUUUGUAUCCUGAGUGACAAGUACAUUCAGUUAUUAAAUCUAAUUUAUUCAUCUAUAAUCUAUAAGCAGAAUAGACUAAAGAGUAGAUGGAAGUGUUGAGAAAGUCUGAAGCUUUGCCCUCUUUGUCCUCAGUUAUACAUGGAAUUUAUCUUGAAUACCAAAUACAAUCUGAAACUCCCUGCAUUCUGUUUCUAGCUUGCCUUGGUUUUGUAGUGGGUCAGCUUCUUCUUUUUUUAAUUUAUUUUUAUUAAAGAUUUUCUUGGUUUACAAAGUACCUGCAUUGUCUCUUUUUCCAGGUUGCACAGUCUUUCUCAGCUAUUUGUUGUGAGACAUUAGUGUUGAGUACAGUACAGUGGUACCUUGUGUUAUGUACUUAAUCCAUUCCGGAGGUCUGUUCGUAACAGGAAACCGCUCAUAACAUGAGGCGCGCUUUCUCUAAUGGCGCCUCCCGCUGCUGCCGUGCCGUCAGAGCACGACUUCUGCUCGCAUCUCAGGGCAAAGGUUGCAACAAGGGGCUUCCACUUCUGGGUUAGCGAAGCGCAUAACCCACCGCAUUCAUAAGGGGUACGGUACCUAACACGAGGUACCACUGUUGGGCUGUGAUGUGAUAAGGGGGAGCCAUACUGGGGUGAAGGCAUCCUCUUCUACUUGUCCCUGUGUCAGUUUCAGUUUAUUGGUUAGCUUUUCUAGUAAGGCCGUUUCCCAUACAAUUAGAUACCGGUACCAUUGUCCAUAUUUACUCCUGACAGGUCUCUCCAGUGGGUUAGCUUCUGACUGUGGACCCAAGUUUAGGAAGAGGAGAAUUUUGAGCAGACUGGUUUAGAGACAAUAGCAAUGAAGUCCUGCCCGUCACAUAUGCAACUUGGAGACUAUUGAUAAAAUUCACAGUUACAAAACAGUGGUUGGUACCUUAAUUAGACACUUGACCUUCAGUCAACUCUGCUAAUCUUGGAAAUAAAUAUGUUCAAAAUGAUAAUAAGUUUAGAUCCUUGCAGUGAAGAUUCAUACAGAAUGAAUUCCCAGAGUUGAAAAACAGUUCAUGUGAAGAAGGCAGUAGCAAUGUUUCUAGAUUAUAUCAAAGAUCCACAUCUUGGUACUGUACAACAUACGGAUAACAGAACAUCCAAUAAUGUGAUCAUCAUGUGAAACAGAAGGCUGUGUAGGAUCUGCUGAUCCAAGAGAAUAAGAGGUUGCAGGUUAUCCUGCAGGAAUCUACAAACAUAGUCUUUUGAUACUCUCAAGAGAAGGUACCUAAUAAAAAUGCCUCCAAGACCAUCAUCCGGUGAACUAUGGGGCAUCCAUUUGAUGCCACCAAGAAUCCUAGUAGAAUGUCUUCUACCUAAUGGCAUGAUAGUGACUUUAGAAUGCCUCCGUGAGGCCACCUUGUUAAAUAUUAAACACGAACUUUUUAAAGAAGCUCGAAAAUACCCUCUCUAUCAGCUCCUUCAAGAUGAGUCCUCUUACAUUUUCGUAAGUGUUACGCAAGAAGCAGAAAGGGAAGAAUUUUUCGAUGAAACACGGCGACUGUGUGAUCUACGGCUCUUCCAGCCUUUUCUAAAAGUCAUAGAGCCAGUAGGCAACAGAGAAGAGAAAAUUCUGAAUCGGGAAAUUGGUUUUGCUAUUGGCAUGCCUAUCUGUGAAUUUGACUUGGUUAAGGAUCCAGAAGUUCAGGACUUCAGAAGAAACAUUCUUAAUGUUUGUAAAGAAGCAGUAGAUCUGCGAGAUGUUAACGCACCCCAUAGUAGAGCAUUGUAUGUCUGUCCCCCAAACAUAGAAUCUUCGCCCGAGUUGCCCAAGCAUAUAUACAAUAAACUUGAUAAAGGACAAAUAAUAGUGGUGAUAUGGGUAAUAGUCUCCCCCAACAAUGACAAGCAGAAGUACACUUUAAAAAUCAAUCAUGAUUAUGUGCCAGAACAAGUCAUUGCUGAAGCAAUCAGGAAAAAAACACGAAGUAUGUUGCUGUCAUCUGAACAGCUAAAGCUCUGUGUGUUAGAGUACCAGGGGAAGUAUAUUUUAAAAGUAUGUGGUUGUGAUGAAUAUUUGCUAGAAAAGCAUCCCCUGAGUCAAUACAAGUACAUCCGGAGUUGUAUCAUGCUUGGUCGAAUGCCCAAUUUGAUGCUGAUGGCUAAGGAAAGUCUUUACACCCAGCUGCCAUUGGAUACCUUUACAAUGCCAUCUUAUUCUAGGCGUAUUUCUACAGCUACACCAUACAUGAAUGGAGAAGCUUCAGCCAAAUCCCUCUGGGCUAUUAACAGUAAUCUCAGAAUAAAGAUUCUCUGUGCUACCUAUGUAAAUGUAAAUAUUCGAGAUAUUGACAAGAUUUAUGUCCGAACUGGCAUCUAUCAUGGAGGAGAGCCAUUAUGUGAUAAUGUGAAUACUCAGAGAGUACCUUGCUCCAACCCCAGAUGGAAUGAGUGGCUGCAGUAUGAGAUGCACGUUCUUGAUCUUCCACGUGCGGCUCGGCUUUGCCUUUCUAUCUGCUCCGUUAAAGGGAGGAAGGGUGCAAAGGAGGAGCACUGUCCAUUGGCGUGGGGGAAUAUUAACAUGUUUGAUUACACAGACACUCUUGUUUCUGGCAAAAUGGCUCUGAAUCUGUGGCCUGUACCUCAUGGGUUGGAAGACCUGCUAAAUCCCAUUGGAGUCACUGGAUCAAAUCCCAAUAAGGAAACUCCUUGUUUAGAGCUGGAAUUUGAUUGGUUUAGCAGUCCUGUAAAAUUUCCUGACAUGUCUGUAAUUGAAGACCAUGCCAAUUGGACUAUAUCUCGAGAACUGGGGUUUAACUACAGUCAUGCAGGACUGAGUAAUAGACUAGCACGAGAUAAUGAAUUAAGAGAUUGUGACAAAGAGCAGCUGCGUUCAAUCUGCACUCGAGACCCACUGUCAGAAAUAACUGAACAAGAAAAGGAUUUCCUUUGGAGCCACAGGCAUUACUGCGUAAAUACGCCAGAUAUCCUACCUAAAUUGCUCUUGUCUGUCAAAUGGAACUCUAGAGAUGAAGUAGCCCAGAUGUACUGCUUGAUAAAAGACUGGCCUCCCAUCAAGCCUGAACAGGCAAUGGAGCUUUUGGACUGCAAUUACCCAGAUCCGAUGGUGCGAGCAUUUGCAAUUCGAUGUCUAGAAAAAUAUCUGACAGAUGACAAACUCUCUCAGUAUUUGAUUCAGCUGGUACAGGUUCUGAAAUAUGAGCAGUACUUGGAUAAUCUGCUCGUGAGAUUUUUACUGAAGAAGGCACUAACCAAUCAAAGAAUAGGACACUUCUUCUUUUGGCAUCUAAAGUCUGAAAUGCACAACAAAAAUGUAAGCCAGAGGUUUGGUCUGCUUUUGGAGUCAUAUUGCCGAGCAUGUGGGAUGUACCUUAAACAUCUGAGCAGGCAGGUAGAAGCUAUGGAAAAACUUAUUAACCUCACAGACAUCCUUAAACAGGAGAAAAAGGAUGAAACUCAAAAGGUACAGAUGAAAUUCCUUGUGGAGCAAAUGAGGCGGCCAGACUUCAUGGAUGCAUUGCAAGGCUUUAUAUCUCCGCUCAAUCCUGCUCAUCAGCUUGGAAAUCUUAGGCUUGAGGAGUGCAGGAUUAUGUCAUCUGCUAAAAGGCCACUUUGGCUUAAUUGGGAAAACCCAGAUAUCAUGUCUGAGCUGCUGUUUCAGAACAAUGAAAUCAUCUUUAAAAAUGGAGAUGAUCUACGUCAGGAUAUGCUGACACUUCAAAUCAUAAGAAUCAUGGAAAACAUCUGGCAAAACCAAGGGCUUGAUCUUAGGAUGCUGCCUUAUGGUUGUUUAUCUAUUGGCGACUGUGUGGGGCUCAUUGAGGUUGUGAGAAGUUCGCACACAAUCAUGCAGAUCCAGUGCAAAGGUGGCCUUAAAGGAGCACUGCAAUUCAACAGCCAUACAUUACAUCAGUGGCUCAAAGACAAGAACAAAGGGGAAAUGUAUGAUGCAGCUAUUGAUUUGUUUACACGCUCUUGUGCUGGCUAUUGUGUGGCUACUUUCAUACUGGGAAUUGGAGAUCGUCACAAUAGCAAUAUCAUGGUGAAAGAUGAUGGGCAGCUGUUUCACAUUGAUUUCGGACACUUCUUGGAUCACAAAAAGAAGAAGUUUGGCUAUAAACGAGAGCGUGUGCCGUUUGUCUUAACGCAAGAUUUCUUGAUAGUGAUUAGUAAAGGAGCCCAAGAAUGUACCAAAACAAGGGAAUUUGAAAGGUUCCAAGAAAUGUGUUAUAAAGCUUAUCUAGCAAUCCGGCAGCAUGCCAAUCUUUUCAUAAACCUCUUCUCCAUGAUGCUUGGUUCCGGGAUGCCAGAACUACAGUCUUUUGAUGACAUUGCAUAUAUUCGCAAGACUCUUGCAUUGGACAAAACGGAGCAGGAAGCGUUGGAGUAUUUCAUGAAACAGAUGAAUGAUGCUCAUCAUGGUGGCUGGACAACAAAAAUGGACUGGAUCUUUCAUACAAUCAAGCAACAUGCCUUGAACUGAAACAAAAAUGAAUGUGCUGAAAAACUGAUGACCCAUUUUGUGGCUGUUUCACUGCACUGUUGGCAGUAAAGAUUGGUUGCAUCUUAAUUGCACAAACCAUGAACAGCAUUUGAACUUGCAGCAAGAUUAAAAAAACAACAACCUCAAAGCUAUUUAAAUACGUUAAACAGGGUUUCGGAACACUACAGACUGUAUUACAAAUACAACUUUUCCUGUAUCUACAGUCAUGUUAUGCCUUAAGUCCAGGAAGGUAUACUUCAUAGAUUUGUUUGUUUGAUUGGGGAAUCUGUGCCGAGCAUUAAAACCAGUCGUUCACAUGUUCCAGUUGGUCUGGUGAAAAUUGGGCCCAUGUAGGUUUGCAAAAGAAGGAAAGCUUAGCAAUAUUAAUUGCUCCUGAGAGUUUUCCUCUCCCAUGAACUCCAGUCAGUAAAUUAGAGAAGAUUGUGCCUUCUUAAUGUCAGAUAUAAUUGAUGGAUUUUAGAGUAGCAAUUUUCAUUUGACUAUUUCAGACAAGUUAUUAGGUGUAGAUCUUAAGAUUCUGCUGGACAGUAUUACCGGUAGUAGGGUUUCAAUGAUCACCUCUCCCACCACCUCAAACGUCUGGCUAGUGGAGAGGAUUGGGUUUAGUGCAACACUUUCAGAUUUGAUUUUUUUUUCUAACCUAAACCUCAGUACAUUUUUUUCAUGCAUGUUUUUCAGAACCUAAAAAGAGGUGAGUUGUUAGAAUUAAAGAUUAUUUUUAUAAAGGUUAUUUAUAUAACAGAAGCUAUUAAUAUAUAAUACUUCCUUACAUUGAUUUGUCCAAUUUUGUCAUUUUAAUUUUGUAGAUCAUUUCUCUAAGAGCCUACUUGUAUAAGCCGCUAGGCUGAUGUUGUGGUUUGUGGGAUCAUAUUUAAAGAUCCUUCUGCUGGUCUGGGGCAUGAGUUGUCCAUGUGUUCUUAGGCGUGACUCUAAGGCCCUACACCAAGCUCACUUCUGGCAGGAAGGGGUUAGGAACUUUCCAACAGGAAGCUUGGUAGAGCAGCAUAGCUGCACCCCACUAUUUAGUACGCUGUUUAGUUGCACCAGCACAAACUUCUAUUCCUGUGGUUGACCCUCUAUAACAAGGCUCAUUUGUUUGCUUGGAAGCGGUUUUCUGUUGAAAUCUGUGGGCUUCGUUUCCAAGUAAACACACUUUAAGACUAGAAUGUCCAACUCCAUUGUCUAUAGCGUUCUCAAAUUUUGAUAGUGAGUUUAAGUCAAGCAACAAACCCUUGCUGAAAUUCAAAAUUGACUUGGCAGAUCAAUGGUAAUCCUUUGCUUGGGACCAGGUCGAUCAGUGGGAAUGCAAAGACUUUGACUUUGACUUUGUCUAAGUGCUCCCAAGGAGCAACAUUCUCUUGCAAAACCUCUUUGAUUGGCUUUCAGUACUCUUGUUCAGCAUAAUCAGAAGAGAGACUUGCAUGGAUUAGGAAAUGAGGGGAGGGGAAGACGAGUACCCUUCACCCUCUGCUUUUUCACCCAGUGCUGGCACACAGAUUAAGAUCAGUUAUUGGAAAAGCUUUUGCUUCCACUAGUAACUGUUUUUACUUCCAACGGAAGUAUAAACAGAAGGUUUUUACUUCUAGUGGAAGUAUAAACAGAACGAUAACUUGCAACAAAUGCUUCCAGUGCCAAUUUCAGCUCUGGUAUUUUAGGGUGGAAUGAGGCCCCACAUGUCUUCCUUCAAAUACUAUCUCAGGCAAUACUCUUCAAAUGAUAUGCUGGGCAUUUUGUUAAUCCUGGACUUUGGAGUCCAUCUCUGUCUUAGCCCUCUUUCUUGGACUGUUAAACAGAAGCUGCUUAAUUGCAGUAACCAACAUACUAGAAAAUCACUGUAUUUUCAAUCUGAUCACUAAAUGGUCCUUUGUACUGCAAGAGACAAUAGUCCAUAGCAUGCAGAGCUAGCAACCAAUACUUUAUACCUGUUUGUGUGCUUGUGUGUGUGUGCGUGUGUGUGUGUGUACAUAUAUAUAUAUACAUAUAUAUAUAUCUGUAUAUAUCUGUCUUUAAAACAACAAAACUUAUACAACUAGCAGAACCAUUGGUACAACUUAUUCCAAAAUGUCUUUUUUAAUAAGGCCAGGUAUUUUGAGCCCGGGAUAUGUAAGGUGCCAUUUCUUCCAUAAUAAUGUUAUUGUCUCACUUGACUCACAGCAUCUGAAAAUGUUUCAGAAAUUUGGAUAUUUGAGUUCACUUGCCUUUUCUUCUGUCUUUCAAAUCUAGGUAUUACUUUGAGUGCAAUACCAGUUUGAACAUAAUUUGCUGACGUUAGGUCAUUAUAAAUAAAUUUGUAUAGACUUAAUGGACAAGAGGCUAUAUUUCUUCAGCAAGAUAAAUAUUAAGUAGGCUGCUUGUUGUUGAACUUGAAAGGGGAAAAACCACCCACCAUGCUGAGUGUUCUUAUUUUUGUGGAUACAGAUUUGCAGCUGCAGAGGUAACAUAACUGUUACCAGGCAGCCCUGGUGAAAAUUACAAAUACACUCUUCUUGAAAACUAAUAUCGAUACAAAUAAUGCCAAGUGGGUUUGUAGAAAAACAGCUAAUGCUAGACUGAUGGAAAUAGAGACAUAUGAAUUAUCUGACUUGAGGUGGAGAGAAGACUGUUAGUCAAAAGUCACUGGAUCCCAGCCAAUGUGCUUGUUUUCUUCUCUGUGUUGCCUUGUAUAUGAUUGUCAUAGAGAUAGAUAGAUAGAUAGAUAGAUAGAUAGAUAGAUAGAUAGAUAGAUAGAUAGAUAGAUAGAUAUGAAUGACUCUUAGGCUGUAGUCAACAGUUUUGCAGCUUUUGGGGAUCUGCUCACUUGGGAAUAAUGAUAAACUUCAUGCUGUGAUAUUUUUAUAAGAACAUAGACCCUGUUUUAUAACAAGUCAGUCAAUGGAUCCACCUAAUUCAUUAAUUUUUAUGUGAAUAGGCAGCCCUGUCUAGGAUUUUUUUUAUUGUCCUUUCUUGAAACACCAGGGAUUGAACCUGCAAACUUCUGCAGACAAAGCAUGUGUUCUACCACUGAGCAGUGACCCUUUCGCAAUCCAUAUCCUACUCAUUUAGCAAUUGUAAUAUAUUUUACCAUACAGAAUAUCAUCAUCUUUACUUGUGUUCUAGUUCUCCACACUUAAAAAAGGUCAAUGAGCAAUCUUGUCUGGUUACAGAAGCCUAUGACAUCAUUUCUGGCAAGCUUUUGUUGAGUUCAGGUGGGUGGUUGCAAAUUCUACCUUUCAAGACUAUGAAGAUUAAGGUUGGGUUUUUUUUUGCAGGGGUGGGGAAUGCAUAAUGUCUGCUGAAGACUUAAACCAUUUCAAGGCUUCUUGGAAAGUGCUGACCACCUAGUUCCUGGCUGUAUGGUGCCAGCAAUCUGAAGUACUUAGGAAGGAGAUACACACACACACACACACACGCACACACACACACACACACACACACACAGCUGUUAAAAUCUGCUGUUCCAUUGAUACUUCUGUGGUUGGGUUUGGGCCUUGAAGACGGGUAUAAUGGUCUAAAGAUUCAAAAUUGGGUUUAGUAAGUACAAAGUAAAACAACUUUUACUCUUUAAACACCUUGUAAGAAACCAGCUUUCUGGGAGUGAUACUUUGAGAAGUGAGGGGCUGUUCCCCAACUAAUGAUGUUAUUUCCCUGUCUUUUGCUUCCCUUUUUCUGAAGAUGCUACUACCACAGCUUCAGUCCACCCACUAAAAUUGCUUGGGGACCAAUUCUGUUGCCAUGAAUACCACCUGCCGCACUUCUUCCAGAAUUGGUCCCCAAGCAACCAACUGAUACCCCGCAAAGGGCUGGCCCUUGGCCCAGUUGUUGACCUGACUAGCAGUCGAUAUAUCAUUUUUAAAAGGAGAACUGUUUUAUUCCUACGGCUCUCCACAUCUUUAGAUAAAGAGUAGCCAGUAUAUGUGGUGAAAAGAAAGUUUUAUAAACAUGUUUUGCUACGUCAAAAUCAAGUGAUUUGUCAUUACAUGGGAAAGACAACAAGCCCAUGUAUUUUAUGGACAUGAAUGAAAAUUAGAUGAAAGUAGUUCACUUGAGAUGGGAUUGUCCUUCUCUUAGUAUUUGCUGUUUUUUAAUGGAGAGCCAUGUAAAACAGGAGUGUCUGCUGACAUUUUUUGUUCCUUAUAAUCUGCAUGCUCAGUGUUUGAUCUCUGUAUUUUUCUCCAGUUUUAGUGUCUGCACAGAUUACAGACCAUGGCUGGACCCGUCUAUACAGAAGGAAAGCAAGAACCAUGGUCCCACUCUGAAUUCUUCCCCACCCAGCUACUUUUUGCUUUUUAAAAAUUAAGAGAUGGAAGAUCUAAUCACGACGCUUCAUUGCCUCAUCCAGUCUGGCCCUAAACUUACCUAUUUUCUGAUUUGGAGUCAUAUGUUACAUUUUUCCAAACUUUCUUUGCAAUAAAUGUGAUGCACUUUUCUCUCUUUGCUUGUGUAACUGGCUGUAACAUAUCAAGUAGGCUGGUUGCAUAGAUUACGCUUCCCCACCGCUUGAGAAUAACCAACUUGCUAGGCAUUUAAAUGCUAGAUGUAAAUGAUUCCAAAAUUAAGAUACACAGAGAGAAAGAUUGGAGGGAAUAAUCUGAAUUUUAAAGGAUGUUCCAGUGAUGAAUGAGAUCUUGAGUAUUACUGAAGAGCUGUAAAUAAAAACAACAUAAUAUGAAUAUUUAAAGUAGGUGACUGCUAAUUAAUCUGAAAGUAACAAGCUUAUUGUGAAACAUUUCUACAUGUAACAUAGUAAUGCAUAGAGUUGCUGCAUUUUUAGCUCCAAUUUCCACCUACGUCAGUGCUAAUUGACAUUUAGCAGCUGUGGAGGCUGGUCCAUUAGGGCAUGUGGGCAACUGCCCCACCAACUACAGUCCGACCUAAGCCUGCCUUCCUUACAUCCAGUCCAGGAGGUACCACAGUCCUACCAUUGUGGACCUUAGCAGGGAGGAAGAUGGGCGAAACUAGAAUUAGUUGCCUCUAGCUCCACCCAAGUCCCAAGAGGACUAGCCACCAAGAUAAUCAUACUCAACAUCUAUUUAGUGUCUUCUAUUUGUUAGGUGCUGUAUCAAGAGCCCUGCAAGCAUGAUGUGGAUGAGACUGGAUUGAAAAAGAGGGCAGUGCCAUUUAACAACUAUAGUAACUAGGGGGUUCCAACCAUUGGGGGCCAGUGGGUAUAUCUGGAAUUUUGAGAAAGGUCUGUGGGUGCCCGUCAGAAAAUGGCUGUUGGGUGUGUAGAAGAGGCUGAGCCAGUGCACACAGGAACUGAGUCAGAAGAGCAAGCUAUCUCCUGCAUUGUGGGUUUUUAGGGAAUAUUUACUGAGACCUUUUGCAGGCACAGUAGGAGGUUCUGGUGGGCACCCUGAGGUCUGCGGGUGCUGCGUUGUCAAUCCCUGACUUUGAGGGACACGAAAAAGGCAAUAGAAGAUAAAAGAUGGACCAGAGUGAUUUAAUUACAGGUCUUUUUCUCUUUUUUUUAGAGGUGGUGGGACUUGAAAGAAGCAGAGGAAGCUAGCCAGAGCAACAGAAUAGAUUUAGAGGUGUGGCCAUGGAAGAGUUAAAAGGGAAUUGCAGAAGAAUAUGAAUAAUCUGAAAGGGGGGGGAAUAGCAUAAGCGAAGAGAGAAAUAAAUGGCUAUGCUGCUUUUUGGCCAAUACUGUAACUCUCAAACCACUGCCCUGGAAUUUUGGUGAAGAGUGGUUAAGAUUUUAAUAAUAAUAACAAUGUAUGUGCAUGGUUACAUAUAGGGGGUUAAGGGAGGGGUAGUAUGUCUGGUGGAGGAAACAUCAUGCUCCUUCUGGGGUAGUUUACCCACCUUUGGCCACAGCAUGCACUCUCCUAUCACCUGUGGCUUCUAGAAGCUGUCAGCAUGUAACAGCAGCCACCUGAACAGCAGAUUGAGCAGACCCACAGCUCACCUGAUCACCAUCUCUGUCACUAGUGAGAUGCAUUGUAUUUCUAUUUGAAUUUUAAUAAAUGUUUCUAAAUUUGUGUCUAUGAAUAUAAAUUAGCCUAUGGAGAUUUAUGUCCUCUCUCAUUCUUUUUUGUAGGGUGAGGUUUUCUCUCUUGGAAAAUAUGUAAGUGGCCAACCUUUGUAGAUUAUAUUAGCCCGUUUGUAAAACCAGGAAACGGUGAUCACAACACACUGCCUUGGAUUAAAGUGAAAUGAGACUGCAGCAUAGAAAGGGGCACUGCAGAAGCAAGAUUCCUAUGCAGAGCCUUCUCCUGCCAUGGCUGUGAUGCGAUAUGAGGCAUGUUGUUUUAAAAAGCCCUUUGGCCUUGCACUGCUGUAGCACCUAUGAUCUAGCUAUUACAAGUCUAGGUAUGUAGAUACAAGUGCAGUAUAAGAAUGCAUGCAGAAUAUUUGCCUAUUACAAGGAACAGCUUUAACAACUAUGAGAUGCUUUUAGUGGCCUUGCAGCUUCAAGUCCAACUGCCAAAGCUGGACACUGAUCUGACUUCAACACACACCUCCUGCCAUUGUUGGCACCUGUUUGUCUUGAGAGACAAUGGAGUGUGCCUCUGGGGGUGAAGUCAAACCACUGUGUUAGCAGCACUGAAGUGACUUCCCUGGGGUACAAGCCUGGGCAGCAUGUAUAAAGGUCCUGGGCUGCCCAGAUGACAACACUCCCAUCUUGGCCUUGCUGAUGAGGUCCAAAGGAAAGCAGAGCAAUAUGUUUCCUGGAGGUGUACAAGACGCCAUCUGACUUAGGAGCUCCAUUCUAGGUUUAUGUAGGGUUUACUCCUUAGCCCAGGCAUCCCCAACCUGCGGCCCUCCAGAUGUUUUGGCCUACAACUCCCAUGAUCCCUAGCUAACAGGACCAGUGAUCAGGGAUGAUGGGGAUUGUAGUCCAAAACAUCUGGAGGGCCAAAGUUUGGGGAUGCCUGCCUUAGCCUUUUCUUCUGAAGAUAAUCCGCAAGGCAGCGGAGGUUUAGGAUCAAGAGUUUUUCUUCUCCUAGAUGGGCACCCUUCCCAGGUUGACUAGUCCCAUCUGCCCCUCAUUUCCCUCUACAGCAUGAGCAGAAACCGCCUUCUUGACCGCUGGACCAACUAUUGAUUUCAUCCGCCGGAGCCUGUCUUCACAUGCAGGGAAAGUCCCUAACUCACUUAGGGGUUGAGACCCAUUAGCUACCCUCACUUGGUUUAGCUGGCCAGUUGAAGCCGUUCCUGGGCUGUGGCUGCUGUCGCAUGCUGGCAGCUUCUAAGAAACCACAGGUGAGAGCUGAGUGGAGGGUGGGGACCAAAGGUGGACAAACUACCUCAGGAGCGUGAUGUGUCCACCACCAGCGGUACUGCCCCUCCCCUAAUGCUCCAUACACCACCUGCCAUACACUUCAACCAACAUUCAGGGAUGUGAAAUCUAGGUAAUGGUCAGGCAACCAUACAAUUGCCUUGCACUCAUUGGUGAAUUAAUUCCAACAUUCUCUGCAACUACUCACAUAAUUGCUUCAUCUCCUAGGCCAGGCUUCCUCAAACUCGGCCCUCCAGAUGUUUUUGGCCUACAACUCCCAUGAUCCCUAGCUGGC
This is a messenger RNA of Zootoca vivipara (common lizard), 16928 nucleotides long. The record is from RefSeq and is a predicted model, not a curated record. Lineage: Eukaryota; Metazoa; Chordata; Lepidosauria; Squamata; Lacertidae.